AUGAGUCUCUGCGACCACGAAUUCUCUGGAGGGUUCAAACUCAACGAUCUUGAGUUGCUUCAUCAUUACACGACGUCAGCAUGCCUUACCUUUUCGACCGACCCAAUGAUUCGCAACUUCUGGCGGGUAAAUGUUCCCCAGAUAGGAUUCGACACACCAUACAUUUUGAAAGGCUUGCUCUCGCUUUCCGCUCUGCAUUUGGCGAAAUUCAGGUCGGAACGUAAGGACUUUUACAUUGCCGAGGCUCUCCUUCAGCACAACGCGGCUUUGACUUCGGUGCUGCCACUAUUGUCAACAAUCACUGCCGAGAAUUGCAUGCAGCUCUUCUUGUUCAGCAGCCUUACAAACUAUGUCGCAUUUGGGAAGCCGAGAGAGCCGGAUAGCUUUCUUCUCGCCAGACAUGGGGUCUUGCCCGAAUGGUUAAUGAUAUUUCGUGGUGUUCGUGCCGUGAUGGAGACAGAGCAAGCCAUCCUAUGUCGAUCCCCUGUGGCGGCUAUGCUCGAGACGGGCUUCACAACGCAUCGUUACUGGAUCUCGCAUACAUUCGAAAACGAAGCUCUGAGAGCGCUGGAGACGAGCAUCCGAGAUACCAUGCAAGAUGAGCCCGAGCACUUGCACGCAAUGAUGCUAGCAAUGGAUGAUUUGAAGCGGAGCUACGCGAUAGUUUAUGGAGGUCCCCAGUUAAAGGCCCAGUCAGACGACGACAAGGUCCGGGGAAUCUUUAUUUGGCUCUAUAAAAUCACUGACGAGUUUAUAGCUCUGGUUGCACAAGGCAAUAGCGAAGCUCUCUGCAUCCUUGCGUACUUCUGCGUCCUGAUGCGGCGUUUGGACUUUUUGUGGUGGAUGGAAGGCUGGGGCUUACAUCUGAUCGAGAGCAUAUACUCUCGGCUCAAUGACAGCUAUAGAUGUUGGAUCAGGUGGGCAAUAGAAGAGACAGGCUGGGUCCCUGGUUCCAGAAGUCUUUCAUCUUUUUGA
Molecule: messenger RNA, 975 nt
Organism: Diaporthe amygdali
Lineage: Eukaryota; Fungi; Ascomycota; Sordariomycetes; Diaporthales; Diaporthaceae
Exons: 1
Coding region: 1-975 (324 amino acids)
Biological process (GO): regulation of transcription by RNA polymerase II
Molecular function (GO): DNA-binding transcription activator activity, RNA polymerase II-specific
Source: RefSeq, a predicted model, not a curated record